CAAUGACUCCCGCUCCUCUUCCCGUUGUGCUUGUCGUCGGCUCUGGGGCAAGGGAGCACUCCAUCGCGGCUGCGCUCACCCGCCACUGCGCGGGUCGCACGCCCAAGCUCCUCUGCUUCGGCUCCGCCCGCAACCCCGGCAUCCAGGCGCUCUGCGCGGCGUACGAGGUGGGCAAGAUGGACGACUGCGCCCGAGUGGCCGACUUCGCGGCGAAGCACGGCGCGACGCUCGCCGUGAUCGGUCCCGAGGCGCCGCUCGACGCCGGCGUCGCCGACGCGCUGCGCGCCGUCGGCGUCGCGGUGGUCGGCCCCUCCAAGGCGCUCUCGGCGAUCGAGGGCUCCAAGGCCUUUGCGCUCAAGCUGCUGCACAAGCACGGCAUGGCGGGGCUGCCCGACUUUCGCGAGUUCACCGCGAUGGAGGGCGCGCGCGAGUACCUCGAGGAGCUGGGCGAGGGCAACUACGUGAUCAAGGCCGACGGCCUCUGCGGUGGCAAGGGCGUCAAGGUGGCCGGCGCGCACCUCGCGUCCAUCGACGAGGCGGUCGAGUACUGCCGCGAGUGCCUGCCGCACUUUGUGAUCUGCGAGAAGCUGGUCGGGCAGGAGUUCUCGCUGCUCUCGCUCUCGGACGGCGCCCACCUCGUGCACAUGCCGCCGCUGCAGGACCACAAGCGCGCAUACGAGGGCGACAAGGGGCCCAACACGGGCGGCAUGGGCUCCUACUCUUGCGCCGACCACCUGCUCCCCUUCCUCUCCGAUGCGGCGCUCGAGGCGGCCAAGAAGAUGCAGGCCGAGACGAUCGUCGCCCUCAAGGCCGAGACGGGCGAGCCCUACCGCGGCGUCCUCUACGGCGGGUACAUGCUUACCGCGCGCGGCACGUACCUCAUCGAGUACAACGCGCGCUUCGGCGACCCGGAGUGCCUCAACGUGCUCUCGCUGCUCGACCCGGCGGCCGACUUCCUCGGCGCGUGCGAGGCGGCCGCCGCGGGCAAGGGGCUCGCGCAGGUGUCGCUGCCGUUCCGCAGGCUCGCAUCGUGCUGCAAGUACGCCGUGCCCGAGGGCUACCCCAACCGGUCCGAAAAGGGCUUCGUCGUCGACCUGUCGGGGCUGCAGCGGCCGCACCUCGCCUACCUGGGCGCCGUCGACGCGGACCCGAAGAGCGGCUCGCUCAUCGCCACCGGCUCGCGCACCGUCGGCGUCGUCGGCGUCGCCGAGACGCUGGAGGAGGCGGAGGCGCUCGCCGAGGCCGAGGUGACGGCGAUCAAGGGCAAGCUCUUCCACCGGCGGGACGUGGGGACGGCGGCACUGGUCAACUCGCGCGUCGCGCAGAUGCUCUCCAUCCAGGCGCGCGGCGCGCGCGAGCAGCCGAUCUCCAUCGCCGUCCUCGGCUCCACCCGCGGCUCCUCCCUCCAGCCCGUGCUGCGCGCCCUCGCCUCGGGAGCGCUGCAGGGCGCGCGCAUCGCGCUCGUCGUCUCGAACAAGGAGGACGCGCCGAUCCUCGAGCGGGCGCGGCAGCACGGGAUCCGCGCGCUGCACGUGCCCGUGCAGGGCCGGUCCCGCGAGGCGUACGACGCGGCGGUGACCUCCGCACUCGAGGCUGCCGGCGUGCAGGCGGUGCUGCUGGUCGGAUACAUGCGCAUCCUCUCGGCGCAGUUUUGCGAGCGGUGGGCCAAGCGGUGCGUCAACAUCCACCCGUCGCUCCUGCCUGCCUUUGCCGGCGGCAUGGACUUGCAGGUGCACGAGGCGGUCCUCGCCGCGGGCGCCAAGGAGACGGGCUGCACCGUCCACUACGUCGAGGCGGAGGUUGACGCCGGCGCCCCGGUCGUGCAGCGCAAGUGCGCCGUCCAGCCGGACGACACGCCCCUCUCGCUCAAGGCGCGCGUGCAGGCGCUCGAGGGACCCGCGCUCUGCGACGCCCCGCUCGCAAAGGCGACCAACCGCGCCGGCGUGAUGGGGUCGAUCGGCGGGUUCGGUGGGCUCUUCGACACGCGCGCGGCGGGGUACAAGGACCCGGUCCUCGUUUCGGGCACCGACGGAGUCGGGACUAAGCUGAUCAUCGCUCAGGCCACCGGCAAGCACGGGUCCAUCGGCAUCGACCUGGUGGCGAUGGUGGUCAACGACCUGAUCGUGCAGGGCGCGGAGCCUCUCUUCUUCCUCGACUACUUCGCCUCGGGCGCCCUCGACGUCAAGUGCGCCGGCGAGGUCGUGGGCGGCAUCGCGCGCGGCUGUGCAGCGUGCGGCUGUGCGCUCGUCGGCGGCGAAACGGCCGAGAUGCCGGGCAUGUACGCGCCCGGUCACUACGACCUGGCCGGGUUCGCCGUCGGCGCCGUGGAGCGCGCUGACAUCUUGCCCCGCCUCGAAGAGAUCGCUCCCGGAGACGUGCUCAUCGGCCUCGGCUCGUCGGGCGUGCACUCGAACGGCUUCUCGCUCGUGCGGCGCGUCGUCGAGCGGUCCGGCCUCUCGUGGGACGCGCCGGCGCCCUUCGCUGCGGGAGCGACGCUCGCCGACGCGCUCCUUACGCCGACCAAGCUCUACGUCAAGAGUUGCCUCGCCGCCACGAGGACGCGCAAGGUCAAGGCGCUCGCGCACAUCACCGGCGGUGGCCUGCCCGAGAACCUGCCGCGCGUCCUCCCCGCGGGUGUCCGCGCCUCGGUCGACGCGACGGCGUGGACCCCGCCCGCCGUGUUUGGCUGGAUGGCGGGCGUCUCGCGCGCCCCCGUCGAGGAGCUUCUGCGCACCUUCAACUGCGGCGUCGGCAUGGUGCUCGUCGUCUCGCCGGCCGACGCGACGGCGCUGGUCGACAUCCUCCGCGCCGAGGGCGAGACGGCGGCCGUGAUUGGCAAGCUUGAGGCGCACACUGAGGGCGCCGGCCCGCAAGUGUCCGUCACGGGCACCGAGGCAUGGGGCUGGGCCUAGAAGGGGCAUCGCCCCACCCCCAAACGCGGCGGGGCCGAGCUCUCCCUCCGAUCUGGCCUCACCGUGCAUCCCAGCAUUGCCCCUCCGGUCCCCGCGGGCCGCUAGCUACCCACGCGCGUCCGAGAAGGGUCCGGCGCGGCGGCGGGAAGCGGUCACAUCUCCGCGGUUUCGCAGUCCCCCGGAGGAGCGCAAAAAGGGGGACACUUCACCUUCAACCUAUGCGCAAACCCCACUCCUCGGAUAUUUUUCUGACUUCCUUAAAAUGACGAACGCCGAUUC
Messenger RNA from Emiliania huxleyi CCMP1516, 3191 nucleotides. RefSeq lists its product as hypothetical. Lineage: Eukaryota; Haptophyta; Isochrysidales; Noelaerhabdaceae. Gene Ontology annotation, cellular component: cytosol. The transcript is spliced from 3 exons. The record is from RefSeq and is a predicted model, not a curated record. Gene Ontology annotation, molecular function: phosphoribosylformylglycinamidine cyclo-ligase activity; phosphoribosylglycinamide formyltransferase activity; ATP binding. Gene Ontology annotation, biological process: 'de novo' IMP biosynthetic process; adenine biosynthetic process. The annotation marks the transcript as partial.